AUGGCUCCAAUUACUCCUAGAGCUUCCAAAAUUUUGAAAUCCAAGAAAGAUACAACCCCAUCUUCCUCUCAAAAGAAACUUAAACAAUCAUCUCUAUUGUCUUUCUUCUCAAAACAGAAACCUGAUAAUAAUAUAGCUACUCAUAAUAAAUCAUCAAGAGGGUCUCCUAUCUCUAAUAAAACCAAAAUAUGUAAAAGUAAUGAUUUCCCUUCGUCUGUAGGUGAAAGUGAUACCACUUUAAUAGAUAAUUCAAAAUUAAUAAAGAAUGAUAACCAGCCUGAACCUAACACUUCAAUCACUGUAGAUAUUGAAUCAGGAGACGAAAUGGAUACCACUUUUGAGGGGAAAAAUAAUGCGAUUGAUAAUAUGUUAAAGUCGACUUCUAAAUCAGGAAGAAUUAAAAGGCAUAUAAACUAUGCCGAGAGUGACGUGGAAGAUGAAGAUUUACUUUUAUCUUCAUCUAAGAAGAGAAAAUCAAAUAUGAAGACCAAAUUAUUUACUGAAGAUUCAGAUUUUGAAUCAGAUGAAUAUAUUCCAACAAAGGAAGAGCUAGAAGGAGAUCAAGAUGUUGAUUAUGAAGAAGAAAAUAAUAUCAAAUCUAACAAUCGUUUGGGUUCCCAUCAAAAUAAAAGAAAUGAUUUUGAUGAUGAUGAUGAUGACGAUGAAGAUUUAUUAUUGUUAUCAAAUACACAAAAACGUAAAGAUAAACCAAAUAUUAGCAAGAUACAGUCUAUAUCUAAGCCUGUUACAAAAUUAACAAAGCCAAAAUUGGCAAAUACUACAAUAAAGAAUAAAAACUUUAACAAAGUUAAUGAAGAAAGGUAUUCAUGGUUAGUUGAUGAAAGAGAUGCUCAAGGAAGAUCCACCAAUGAUCCAGAGUAUGAUCCAAGAACAUUAUAUAUCCCAAGUAGUGCAUGGAAUAAGUUUACACCCUUUGAAAGACAAUAUUGGGAGAUUAAAUCAAAGAUGUGGGAUUGCAUUGUGUUCUUCAAGAAGGGUAAGUUCUUUGAACUUUAUGAAAAAGAUGCCUUUUUGGCAAACAAUUUAUUUGAUUUAAAAUUAGCCGGUAAUGGUAGAGCAAACAUGCAACUAGCUGGGAUACCUGAAAUGUCAUUUGAAUACUGGGCUUCAAGAUUUAUUGAUUUGGGUUAUAAAGUUGCGAAGGUGGAUCAGAAGGAAUCAAUGCUGGCGAAAGAAAUGAGAGAAGGUUCUAAGGGGAUAGUUAAAAGAGAAUUAGAAUGUGUAUUAACGUCUGGUACUUUAACAGAUGGCGACAUGAUUCAUACAGAUUUAGCCACAUAUUGUCUUGCUAUUAGAGAAGAAGCUGGUAAUUAUUAUGAUAUUAAUGGUAUUUUUAGUCAUAACCCGGCGACUGCAUCUCUGUCAAGUAAAAUAUUUGGUAUUGCAUUUAUUGAUACAUCAACUGGUGAAGUCCAAAUGACAGAAUUUGUUGAUGACAAUGACUGCUCUAAAUUAGAUACUAUUAUGUCACAAAUUAAACCAAAAGAAAUUAUUAUGGAAAAAAAUAAUUUGAGUAGUUUGGCAAAUAAAAUAAUUAAAUUUAAUGCUGCGACUAAUGCUAUUUAUAAUGUUAUUAAACCAGAAAAGGAAUUUUAUACUUUUGAAAAGACAUAUAAUAUACUGAUAUCUAAUGAAAAUGAUAUUUUUGAAGAUGAAUCAAAAUGGCCUCAGGUAUUACGAGAUUAUUAUAAGGGAAAUAAACAGGUUGGGUUCAGUGCAUUUGGAGGUUUAUUAUAUUACUUGAAUUGGUUAAAAUUAGAUAAGAGUUUACUAUCUAUGGGGAAUAUUAAAGAAUACAACCCAAUAAAAUUACAUAAUGCAUUAAUAUUGGACGGUGUGACCCUACAAAAUCUAGAAUUAUUUAGUAAUACAUACGAUGGUUCUGAUAAGGGUACACUGUUUAGACUAUUUAACAAAGCUAUUACUCCAAUGGGUAAAAGAAUGAUGAGACAAUGGUUAAUGAGACCACUAUAUAAUAAAGCAGAUAUUGAGAAAAGAUUGAACACUGUCGAUAUGUUUAUGUCUGAUACUGAUAUUAGACGUCUUCUCGAAACAUCCUUAGCAAGAUUACCUGAUUUAGAAAGAAUGCUAACUCGCAUACACUCAUGUACCAUAAAGGUCAAGGAUUUUGAAAGAGUAAUUACUGCUUUUGAAGAAAUCAUCGCCUUGGUAGAUUCACUCCAAAAUGAGGUAAAAUUUCAAGAUAACAUAAAGACAACAGCUUUAGGAGAAUAUCUUCAACAAAUUCCAAAAGCCUUAUGUGAAAAUGUGACUACCUGGUCUAACGCAUUUGAUAGACAGAAGGCAACUAUAGAUAAUGUUAUUAUUCCACAUCGUGGAGUAGAACCAGAUUUUGAUAAAUCCUUAAAAGAUAUUGAAAGUUUAGAAAAUGAAUUACAAGAAUUAUUGAAGCAGUAUAGAAAGCAGUUUAGAUGUUCCAAUAUUGUGUACAAAGAUUCUGGAAAAGAAACCUACACAAUUGAAAUUCCAAUUAACGUGUGUAAAAAUGUGCCAUCUAAUUGGACACAAAUGGGUUCAAGUAGAUCAACUAAGCGGUACUAUUCUGAUGAAGUGAAAGUGUUGGCUCGUCGUAUGGCAGAAACACGUGAGAGUCAUAAAAUUUUAGAAGAAGAGUUAAAAAACAGAUUAUGCCUUAAAUUUGAUAAAAAUUAUAACAAUAUAUGGGUACCUACAAUUCAAAUAAUAUCUCAAAUUGAUUGUUUGAUUGCAUUAACAAGAACAUCAGAGUCUAUUGGAUUUCCAUCUUGUAGACCAGAAUUUGUAGAUGAAGUAGAUCCUUUAACAGGUAAUAGAUUAAAUGGUUUUAUUAAAUUCAAAUCUUUGAGACACCCCUAUUUUAAUGAAGGUAGUUCAGUUAUUCGUGAAUUUAUACCAAAUGACAUUGAGUUGGGAGGUGAUCAACCACAAUUAGGUCUAUUAACUGGGGCUAAUGCUGCUGGUAAGUCUACAAUAUUGAGAAUUACAUGUCUUGCGGUAAUUAUGGCCCAAAUGGGUUGUUAUGUUCCAUGUGAAAUGGCAAGGUUGAGUCCAAUUGAUAGAAUUAUGACUCGUUUAGGUGCUAAUGAUAAUAUUAUGCAGGGUAAAUCUACAUUUUUUGUAGAACUAUCUGAAACGAAGAAAAUUUUAGAUAUGGCUACAAAUAGAUCAUUAUUGGUAGUUGAUGAAUUGGGUAGAGGUGGUUCUUCAAGUGAUGGGUUUUCUAUUGCUGAAAGUGUUCUGUAUCAUGUAGCAACUCACAUUCAGAGUUUAGGUUUUUUUGCCACACAUUAUGGGACACUAGGUUUACAAUUUAUUGGUCAUCCACAAGUUAGACCCAUGAGAAUGCAAAUCCUUGUAGAUGAAAAGACCAGAAAUGUGACAUUUUUGUAUAAGUUAGAGGAUGGAGCUAGUGAAGGUUCUUUUGGUAUGCAUGUUGCCGCUAUGUGCAAUAUUCCCAUGAGUGUUGUCGAUAAUGCAGAGAAAGCAGCUGAGGAACUAGAGAAUACUUCAAAACUGAUGAAACAGUUGAAUAAUAUACAUGAACAAGCUGUUAAAAAUAGCACAGUAUCCGAUGGAUUACAAAGUGAUUUAGUUAGAUUGUUGUAUGGAUCUGGACUAACCAACGAUGCUAUGGGCACAGGUGAAGGAGUUGCAAAUUACGAUUCUAAUAUUAAGUUGAAUGUAUUGAAAAAUCUUUUUAAGUUAAUAGAAAGUACACAGUAA
This is a messenger RNA of Arxiozyma heterogenica, 3744 nucleotides long. It is a transcript of the gene MSH6, whose product is annotated as mismatch repair ATPase MSH6. Gene Ontology annotation, biological process: mismatch repair. Gene Ontology annotation, molecular function: ATP binding; ATP-dependent DNA damage sensor activity; mismatched DNA binding. Lineage: Eukaryota; Fungi; Ascomycota; Saccharomycetes; Saccharomycetales; Saccharomycetaceae. The record is from RefSeq and is a predicted model, not a curated record. The transcript has a single exon. The coding region runs from base 1 to 3744 and encodes 1247 amino acids. Gene Ontology annotation, cellular component: nucleus; MutSalpha complex.